Messenger RNA from Lodderomyces margitis, 2178 nucleotides. RefSeq names its product linker nucleoporin (gene NUP82). Gene Ontology annotation, molecular function: structural constituent of nuclear pore. NCBI's taxonomy places the organism in Eukaryota, Fungi, Ascomycota, Pichiomycetes, Serinales, Debaryomycetaceae. The coding region runs from base 1 to 2178 and encodes 725 amino acids. The record is from RefSeq and is a predicted model, not a curated record. Gene Ontology annotation, biological process: protein import into nucleus; ribosomal small subunit export from nucleus; ribosomal large subunit export from nucleus. The transcript has a single exon. Gene Ontology annotation, cellular component: nuclear pore.
AUGACCGACAAAUUGAUAUCGCUGAUUACAAAGCAGUUGAUUUUUCAGCAUAAUUUCCCAAUUGAUUUCAAUUUUACUAAUGCACCAAAAACAAAGAUAGACACUAUAUUACCACCAAGCAUACCACAUAACAAAUUGAUUUGCAGAAACAACUCCGAAUUGUUCUUUGCCCUGGGAAACCUUGUUAGAUGUUGUUCGAUAAACCCAGUAACAUCAAACUACAAGUUAUUGAAAACACCCCAUGCCGACUUUGAAGUUGUCUCGUUGGAAAUAAAUGAAUCAGGCACGUUUUUGGCAAUUGUUGGGGAUCUGGUAGUUGAUAUUGUUUCGUUACCUCCAGUGUUGAACACCAAACAAAAGGCGGUCUAUAUUGAAGAGGCAAGCUACAGAAUUAGCGAUGUUGGCAAAGUCAGGAAAGUGCUUUGGCAAUCGAUUGUUGCAAACGAUUCUAUGGUGGUGAUUUUAAAUGAAAAUUCAGAGGUUUUCGGUUUUGAAUUGAAGAAGUCGGUGAAAAUCCCAGCAAUAAAGAUUUCUUUUGAUGAAAAGAUCAACUCAGUCAGUUUUGGAUCACGAAGCAAAAUUAACGAUGGGUUGAAGUUGUACGCGUCAACGGAUGAUAAAGUCGUUAGUGUCGAUUUUUACAACGGUUCAACAAGAAUUGCCGUGUCGGAAUAUGCUAUCGAUGUUGCGAUUAGUGAUUCGCAGAAUACUAUUGAAAUAAUCAAGGACAAGUUUCCCGGGCAGUCAAAUCUACUCUCCCUGGCAGAGGCUCAAUUGAAAGUGUAUGAGUCCUUACGUGGCCAACUCCUGAAUAACUUGCGAGAGGUUAGAGCUUUGUACACUGAAAAUCCAUAUGAGUUGUUUACUGUUGAACUAAAGCUAUCGACUCCUGACUAUAAACCGCAAACAGUGGCACAAAUAGGGGCAGAUGACUUGGUGGCUUUUGGCGAUAAUGAACAGAUUGCCUUGUUAGCAACAAUCAAGAACGAUACCAUUUCAUAUUUUUCGAAUAUUAUUGGAUCUGGGCUAGUAAAGUAUGCGGAGCCGGAACAACUAACCUAUUCAAAGCCGAAAAGGGGGUUUGGGUUUGUCGACCCAUUCGAUGAGAUUAAUACUGAAAAGUUGUUUUGGCAACAAGACUUGAACUCGUUGGAGUUUUUACAAUCGGAGAAACUACCCUUCAAUGGUAAGGCAUACUUGAGGAAUUUAACCGGUUGUGAUAGUAAAUUUGUUGCAGUCGUUGACGGAAGCUUGGUUGUUGUUAAUUGUGAAUGGGUAAGUGAACUAUUAUCUGAUUUGGACAAUGACAGUGUUGACAGUGUAGAAAAGAUUAACCCGACGUAUAACCUCCUUUCGGCUGGAAAGGACCUUCAAGGGUUUGCAGUCAUAACAAAGUUCGAUCUGGAAGUGGGAGUCAUUGUGCGCGACAAUUUGGAAAUUGUGACAACUAAUGCCGACGACGUCGCCCCGAAAAAGGACGAAGAGAAAGAGCCAUUGAAGAUUGAUGACAAGCCAUUUGUGCCAUCGCUUGCUAUCUCGGCAGAACCAUUUACUGAAAUUGAGUCCAAUCUCAAGACAUUGGAAAAAUCAGUUUCUUUGAAAAAUGAGCCCAGUAUGAAACUCGAACCAACGGUUGAAGUGCUUGAGAAGCUAAACAAAGAUUCACUAGAAAUUAACCAGGCCGUGUUUGGCUAUUCUGUCUACGCCAUUAAGUUGCAGUCGAGGACCCUUGCCCAAUUGAAAUCACUAAAACUACAAGUGGAAACUAUAAAGAACCUAACCGAUGAUACACCAUACAACAAUGAAAUAGACGACAGAAUUAGCAAGAUAUUUCAAAAACAAGAAGAUCUUGACUCAAGGAUGAAGCACGUGCAAUCAAAGAUUAACGAACAAAUGUAUAAAAUCCAAAAUGUGCCUCUCUCAAAAGAAGAAAAAGAGUACUUUGAAGAGAUUAAUGCAUGGAACCAAACCACAGUGGACUUGAUUGAUCAAUUAAAGGUCUUUAGCGACGAAGUUGAAGAAUUCAAGAAUACUCAACCAGCAGAGGAGGAUCAAGAUGAGAAGGUUGUAUUGGAAAAUUUACAACUUCAAAACAGAGUCAAAAAGUUGCUUACGUGGUUGAAAUUCCAGGGAUCUGAGAUACACGAUUUGAUGGAAAGGGUUAGCAUUAAAACAUAA